AUGAGUCAGGAGAGACACAUGGAGCUGUCAGACCGUGGAAUUGUGAAUACUUUGUCGGACAGACCAGUUGAGGUAGAGGUCAAUGGAUCUUUUAAGGGAAAAGUGAAUAAAUAUUCAAAGCAGAGAAAGAUGCAGGCUCCUUUAAGGAUCUCUGCUUUGACUGCCGCUCACCCAGGGAAACUGACUGCAGCGCAUGUACAACGUGACCCGAUUUUCAAAAAGGGCCUGAAACUGGGCUUAGGCCCCUUGCUUUGCAUAAGGAAUGGGCCUAACAUGUCAAGUGGGAACCCUGGCCAACCACAGGGCAACCUGACCAAUAUGGUGUGCAAUCUUGAGAUAUUUAACGUGGAUAUGAAGAGCGGAACCACUCUGGAGCUUAAAGGGAAGAUUAGAGAUGACGCUAGCAGAUUUGUAGUGAACCUGGGGAGCAAUGCAGAUAAAAUUGGCCUUCACUUCAACCCCCGCUUCAACGAUGAUGUUGACGGAACCGUGAUUGUCUGCAACACCAAGUGUGAUGACUGCUGGGGCGAAGAGCAUAGAGAAUCCGAGUUCCCCUUCAGCAAGGGGGAUGAGGUCAAGAUACACAUCACUUUCAGCGGAGACACAUUUGAAAUCAAGAUCCCAAAUGGUCACGUGAUGAAGUUCCCCAACAGAUUGUCUCUGGAUCAAGUUGACUACGUAUCCUUGAAUGGGGACUUCAAAAUGAUUUCCUUUAAGUUGAAGUAA
Carcharodon carcharias (great white shark) is the source of this 726-nucleotide messenger RNA. Its product is annotated as galectin-2-like. Gene Ontology annotation, molecular function: carbohydrate binding. The transcript has 5 exons. The record is from RefSeq and is a predicted model, not a curated record. Bases 1 to 726 code for a protein of 241 amino acids. NCBI's taxonomy places the organism in Eukaryota, Metazoa, Chordata, Chondrichthyes, Lamniformes, Lamnidae.